Chelmon rostratus (copperband butterflyfish) is the source of this 5556-nucleotide messenger RNA. Its product is annotated as GTPase IMAP family member 8-like. The transcript has 8 exons. Gene Ontology annotation, molecular function: GTP binding. The record is from RefSeq and is a predicted model, not a curated record. The coding region runs from base 122 to 4327 and encodes 1401 amino acids. NCBI's taxonomy places the organism in Eukaryota, Metazoa, Chordata, Actinopteri, Chaetodontiformes, Chaetodontidae.
UUUACUUUCACUUCUGUCGUCUUUCACAGCGCGGCAGAUCCAGACCGACUUCAGCUAAACUGAAGGCUCUUCAUGCAGCAGAUGCUCUUCAGUUGUCUGACGGUUCCAGCACUGUGACAUUAUGGCGACUGCAGCAUCAGAUCUGCCUCCACUGAAGCGCAGGAGAAGCUUUCCUUUCCUGCCACCCAACAUGUCUGAGCUGAGGGUUGUUCUGCUGGGGAACAGCUGGUCUCAGAGGAGUUCAGUGGGGAACUUCAUACUGGGACAGACUGUGUUCAACACUGAGGCAGAACCAGACCGCUGUCUGAGAGUCAGAGGACAGUUAAAAGACAAAGAAAUAGUUCUCAUCAACACACCUGAUCUGCUGGAUCCAAACAUCUCUCAACACAAACUGACAGAGCUGAUAGAAAACUGUGUGAGACUCUCUGAUCCUGGACCUCAUGUGUUCCUGCUGGUUCUGCAGCCUGAAGACUUCACUGAGCAACACAAACAGAGGCUCUGCAGCUUCCUUCAACUCUUCAGUGAUCAAUCAUUUGAUCAAUCACUGGUGCUGAUAUCAACACCCAGAGAGGAGAGUCCAGGUUUGAUGGAAAAGUAUCAGCAACAUCCUCCAUUAAAGGACAUGAUCAGACAGUGUCGCUACAGGUUUCUGUGGCAGAAGAAUGUUGACCUUCCAGAGCUGUUAACACGUUUGGGUCAAGUCGUAGAGGAGAACAAUGGAGAACAUGUCAGCUGUGAAGCAUUUGCAGACACAACAUCUACUUUAGCAGCUGAUCAUCAAAGCCCACAACAAGCAGAAAGACAGACUUCUAUCAUGGCUGCUGUUAAAGCUGCUGGGUGGCAUCGAGUUAAAUCACUCACUGAGAAAGUCUCAAUCUCAGGGAGAAACCCUCAAAUUCACAAUCUGCCUCCACUGAAGCGCAGGAGAAGCUUUCCUUUCCUGCCACCCAACAUGUCUGAGCUGAGGGUUGUUCUGCUGGGGAACAGCUGGUCUCAGAGGAGUUCAGUGGGGAACUUCAUACUGGGACAGACUGUGUUCAACACUGAGGCAGAACCAGACCGCUGUCUGAGAGUCAGAGGACAGUUAAAAGACAAAGAAAUAGUUCUCAUCAACACACCUGAUCUGCUGCAUCCAAACAUCUCUGAACACAAACUGACAGAGCUGACAGAAAACUGUGUGGGACUCUCUGAUCCUGGACCUCAUGUGUUCCUGCUGGUUCUGCAGCCUGAAGACUUCACUGAGCAACACAAACAGAGGCUCUGCAGCUUCCUUCAACUCUUCAGUGAUCAAUCAUUUGAUCAAUCACUGGUGCUGAUAUCAACACCCAGAGAGGACAGUCCAGGUUUGAUGGAAAAGUAUCAGCAGCAUCCUCCAUUAAAGGACAUGAUCAGACAGUGUGGCUACAGGUUUCUGUGGCUGAAGAAUGUUGACCUUCCAGAGCUGUUAACACGUUUGGGUCAAAUCGUAAAGGAGAACAAUGGAGAACAUGUCAGCUGUGAAGCAUUUGCAGACACAACAUCUACUUUAGCAGCUGAUCAUCAAAGCCCACAACAAGCAGAAACACAGACUCCUAUCAUGGCUGCUGCAUCUGGAAUCAGGAUUGUGCUGCUGGGAAAAAGUGAGGACAAACAGACAAAACUUGGUAACUUCAUCAUCAGGAACGAAGCUUUUCAUCACAUCAAGACUUUCCCAACCAGACAAUGUGUGUCUGCCAGUGGAGAGUGGAGAGGAAAUCCUGUCACAGUGGUGAAAACUGCAGAUAUCUUCAGUCUGUCUGUGGAGGCAGUCAUAGAAGAGAUGAAGAGCUGUGUGACUCUUUGUCCUCCUGGACCAAAUGUUCUUCUGCUGUUAGUGAAACCUUCUGAUUUCACAGAGAAGAACAGACAAACACUGAAGUUCAUCCUGAGUCUGUUUGAUCGAGAUGCUUUUAAACACUCGAUGGUCGUCGAGACACAUGAGAGGGAUGAAGCAGCUGUUAGUCGACUCCUUAAAGACUGUGGAGGAAGACGCUACAACAUGACUGAAGACAACAACCGCACACUGUUAAUGGAGAAGAUUGAGAACAUUGUGCAUGAAAACAAAGGAAGCUUCCUCACCUUCACUGAAGAGACUACCAGACCAGCUUUAAACCUGGUUCUGUGUGGGAGGACAGGAGCAGGGAAGACUUCAGCAGCCGAGGCCAUUUUAGGUCGGACAGCGUUUCAUUCAGUCUGCGACUCAUCAGAGUGUGUUAAACAUCAGGGAGAGGUGUGUGGACGUCGGCUUUCCCUGCUGGAGCUGCCUGCCUUGUCUGGAAAACCUCAGGAGGCAGUGAUGGAGGAAGCAUUCAGGUGUGUCUCCCUCUGUGAACCUGAGGGCGUCCAUGCCUUCAUCCUGGUCCUACCUGUGGGUCCCCUCACUGAUGAAGACAAGGGAGAGUUAGAGAUCAUCCAGAACACUUUCAGCUGUCGAGUCAAUGACUUCACCAUGAUUCUGUUCACUGUGGAGUCAGAUCCUACAGCUCCAGCUGUUGUUAACUUUGUCAGAGGAAACAAAGACAUUCAGGAUCUCUGUCGGAGCUGUGGAGGAAGACAUGUUGUUCUCAACAUCAAGGACAAGCAACAGAUCCCAGAGCUGCUGGAAGCUGUGGAAAAGAUGACAGCUGAAGGAUCCAAAUGCUUCACAAAGGACACGUUCACCAAGGCUCAGAUGGAGAAGGUUGUAGAGCAGGAGAACACUAAUGCAAGACUUAAAGCUAAACUGCAGGAUGUGAAACAGAGGAGUGUGAUGAGAGGUGAUGAUGAAGGUCAGAGCAGAGAGCGUCUCAGGGUAGUGCUGGUUGGGAAGACUGGCAGCGGGAAGAGUGCAACUGGAAACACAAUUUUGGGCAAAAAGCGUUUUAAAUCUACUCUCAGCCCAGAGUCUGUGACCAAGUUUUGUGAGAAAGCAACAGGAGAGAUUGAAGGUCGGCCUGUUGCUGUGGUCGACACCCCUGGCCUGUUUGACACGACUCUGUCCAAUGAUAACAUUCAACAGGAACUUGUGAAAUGCAUCAGCUUGUUGUCUCCUGGACCUCAUGUGUUCUUACUCGUGAUGCAGAUCGGUCGCUGCACACAGGAGGAGAAGGAAGCUGUAGAACUGAUCAAGAAAUAUUUUGGCAAGAAUUCACAACAUUUCAUCAUCGUCAUAUUCACAAGAGGAGAUGAACUGGACGGUCAGUCAUUUGAGAGUUACCUAGAAGGCUGUGACUUUUUAAAAAAACUGGUGAAUGACUGUGGAGGAAGAUACCAGGUCUUCAAUAACAAAGACCUCACAAACCGCACACAAGUCAGAGAGCUGCUGACCAAGAUCAACAGAAUGAUGAAGGAAAAUGGCGUCAGCUGCUACACCUCAGAGAUGUUCCAAGAGGCCGAGGCAGAGAUACAAAAGGAAGUGGACAGGAUCCUGAAGGAGAACGAGGAAGAAAUGCAGAGACAGAAGGAGGAGCUUCAAAGAAAACAUGAGGAGGAAAUCGAAGCAGUGAAGAGACGAAUAGAACAACAGAAAGCUGAAAUAGAACAGGAGGGAAAACUGAAAGCAAAACAUCUUCAAGAACUGGAGGAAAACAUGGAGAAGGAGCGUGACCAGAGAAGGAAAGAACAGGAGAAGAGAAAGGAGGAAGACAAGGAAAGGAAGAGGCAGGAAGAACUUCAGCAACAAGAGUGGGAACAAAAACAUAAAGUUCUGGAGGAAAAAAUAAAGUCAGAGUCGAAGGAAAAGGAAACUAUUGACAGACAGCUGGAGCAGAGUAGAGAAGAGAUGAGAAAGAAACGAGAAGAAUGGGAGAAGGAAAGACAAGAGUGGUGGGAGAAACGAUAUCAAGAGGACGAACAGAAACGUCAGAAGGAGCAAACAAGACUUAAAAAGCUCCAAGAAGAAUAUGAGCAGGAAAAAGAAAAACAUGAAAACAAAAGAAAAGAAGAUCAAAUCAGAAUAGAAGAGGUGGAAAAGGAGAGAAAAGAAUUAGAGGAAAAGUAUAAGAAAGAAAUAGAGGAAAUGAAGAAGAGCUACGAAGAGGAGGCCAGAAAACAAGCUGAAGAAUUCAAUGAUUUUAAAAAGAAAUACACGGAGGACUUUGAAGCAUUGGUAGAGAAACACAUGGAGGAAAUACAGGAACUGAAGCAAAAGCAUGAGACACAAAUAAAAGACGCAGAGGGGAAGCAUGUCAACGAGUACAAUCUGUUACAAAACCUCUCAAGUCACAAAGAAAAAGAGCUGAAAAAACAAAUGGGGGAGUUGAAGGAAAAGCAUGAACAACAAGUAGAAGAGCUGAGAAGAAAAUACGAAAACCAGUGUAUCAUCAUCUGAACUCCUGAUCGUUAUCGUGUUAGCAGAUGGAUCAUUUAGCAUCAUUCAGCAGUCUGUUGAACACAUUCAUCACGAGCAGAUAUUUGAACUGAAAGCUUUAAGAAUGCUUGCUUUGUCUCCGUGUCAUAUCGACUGUAGGUAAUUUCAAUAUGAUCAAUAUAUCAUAUAUCAAAAUAUUUAGAGUCUAUUGUUAUUCCACCACCAGAGGGCGCCCUGUCUCUAUGAGUAGGUUUGUUCUUGCUGACAGGUGAUUCCUGUUCAAUGAGCUGCAGCUGGACGACUGCUCCUCACUGCAGUGAGAACAUACAUCAUGAUUCCUAUUCCUCUUAACAUCAUUUAUAAAAUUCCUUCUAGUACCAGUAUCUGUUAAUCAUUCUUUCAGGAUAAGUUAGUAUGGGUUCUUUUGCACAAAACUGUGUAUUUAUAAUGUAAGUUACAUAUUUCUAUAGUAUAUCUGUAUGCACACACACACACACACACGCUGCACCCAGAAAUACCAGAUUACUUGUCUGUAAAGCUACAGCAUAUGUGUCCCACUUGCAGCCUUUCUGAAUAAAUACACUGACAGGAAUCCCUGAGUCCUGUGUACUGACUGACACCUCACACAAACACACACAGUCACAUGGCUGAGAUUCAGAUUCCAUUAUUGAUGCUGAAAACAGAAGAAGGCAAAGUGAUCUCCUCACAAGGUCGAUUUAGCGUCUGUCCUGGAUCCUUAGAUUGAACCACAUGAUCUUCCUCAACAGAUUGGUUGUCAUGGAGAUGUAGAUGUCACAUAGUGCUUAGACAACCAGCUUCUUGCAUCCUAUCCAAAUACUAACAACAAAUAUACCAAUUAAAUAUUCAUAAACUCACACAGAUGUAUAUACUAUUGUGACAACUCCUCCCACUCCUUUGUUUGUGCCUCACUCUCUUUUUGUUUGCAGCCUCUGAGAGCUGUUCAGGGGUGGAGCUGAGGAGUGUCACCUGCUUUAAUCUGGGUGUGGCCUUUCAGAAAGCAUAAAAGCCUGCCUUUCUGAUUGCCCACUCUCUCACUCACCCACUGCGAGGCCUGCACCAGCCUGUGUAGCCAUCUCUGUUUGGUUUGCUGCAGAAUUCAACAUUUGCCACACACAUUCUCACCCAUCCACACACCGCUGACACAACUGAUUAUGCUCCAUUUUACACACUCCAUAUUUAUACCAUUUUGAUGGACACUUUUGUUAAAUAAAUAGUGAUCAGAACUGGUA